AUGCUGGAUGGACCGUUCAGAAUCGGAGCUGCUGUGCUUCUAGCACUUGUCUUUGUUGUCUUGGGAAAAUAUUCUCCGUCGUCCUACAAGAGCUUGAGCCACAGUCUGCUGCGACAACUCCAACGCGAGAGUGAGGAAGUGACCACCAUUGAAGUCAACAAUACUUUGAUUGAUGGGGUUCCAGUCGGAGGGAUUUUAGAGUGGUUCGUAGAAUUGAAUGAAAUCAUAUUUGAAAGAGAUGGCAGGCUGGUCAGGUCAACAGCAUACUGCGCUGCAACCCUGAUCAGACCCAAUAUCGUCCUAACUGCAGCUCAUUGUCUUAUUAAUGGUUGCCCCUUCAAUGUUCGGGUGGGACCUCGUUUGCGAACCGAGGAUUCAGGGAACAACCCGGGAGGUACAAAGGUCAAUGUCGUAGAGGGUUCUUGCAGACAGCAUCCAGAUUAUGGCCAACAACCAAAUCGAUUUGAUGUUGCCGUCUUUAAGUUGGAAUUUGAAGUAUCCCAAGAUGUCAUUGCUGUCAAUAACGACCCUAACAUCCCUCCAGACGGAGUGGCCGUCAACGCUUAUGGAUUCGGCAUCUUCAACAAUGAUGAUAGUGAUCCGUCAGACAUCAUGAAUAUGAAACAACAAGUCUACGAUGAAACCUGUCCAAAUAUUGGAACCAACUACCUUGAAGAAUUCAUGCUGUGUGCCGAGAUGCCACCGGCGGCCUGCAGAGGUGACAGUGGUGGCCCUCUGGUUUACUAUGCGGAUACCGGCACAGGAUAUCCCUUGGCAAUUCAAGUGGGCAUUUCUUCCUUUAUCGAAGACCGCAAUUUAUGUGGCAACGGCACUGAUGUACACACGAGGGUCAGUGCCUUUUCUGACUGGAUUGAGAGGCAGAGCGAAGAACUCCAAUCCUAUAACCCACCUGUAGUGACUCAAUGUUGCGCAGCAGCCAGCAGGGUAUAUUAUUCUUUUCGGUUCAUGGCUCAGGAACUGCGCAGCAACUCGACUGGAAUUGCUCAUUCCGUGUUUUCAGCUGUGGACUCACUUUUUGGCUGGUGA
This is a messenger RNA of Seminavis robusta, 1047 nucleotides long. The record is from the annotation of a GenBank genome assembly. NCBI's taxonomy places the organism in Eukaryota, Bacillariophyta, Bacillariophyceae, Naviculales, Naviculaceae.